UUCAGUAGGAGCUUCGCACGUCCUUCACGUUUCACGACAGCAAUGCUAAUGCUAACGGCCGAGAGCAGCACCAACAUGAAAUGGUGUCGUCGAUUGUGUGCGCUGUGUCCCUUUUGAAAUAGACCUGGCCUGCGUAGACGACCUCGUUAUAAUUUUCUUGUAUCUGCCUGGGAUGUAUGGAUGGAUGGUUGACGGAAUAUCGUCGCUCUUUAAACCCGUUACGGGGCAGAAGCCCACCGAGUGGCCUGGUAAAGGUGCUAGAGAGGAGUCUGCGGAGUUUCGGCUGCGGGAUAACCACGCCAGACCGGCUAAACGUAACUACCAGAGCGUUUACGUCGCAGACAACGCUGGCCAGAACGAGCAGGUGGAAGUGAAAAGACGUAGGCGAGAUGUAGUCAUCGGCUCUGUGAAGAAGGCUGUCGAAGGGGUGGCGUGUCUACUCAGACUGAGAAAUCCUUCCACCCGUGAGAAGUAUAGCGAAGAAGAGACACAGAUUCAGCCUGUUACCUUGAUGGGAAUAGACGAGCUCCACUCCUCGUGGAUGAGCUGUUGCGAGUGGAGAAUGGAUAAAACAGCAGGUGGACUCAAUGAGAGGGACAGGGAUGGGAAGAAUCCCUUCCAGAGCACCUUGCCUCCUUUUAUGAGAAAAUACAGUGGAGGAGGGCUGCCUACAGGAAUACCUGAGAGGGGUAAAGACAGGGAUGGACUAAGUUCUCUCCAACUGCUUCCUUCAAGGCCUGCUCUGGGAGUAGGAAUCAGUGCAGGUGCCACCAUCCCAGAUGCAGCACGUCCUUGCAUCGGACAGAAUCGCUGCUAUAAGUCCAGUCUUACUGUGGAAGAGGCUAUAAAAAAUAAUAAUAAAGAACACUACAGGCGAUUGUUGGAGAUGGUGACGGAGAAGUACAACAAAAGCCAACCUCUGCCUUUCAGUCAAACGAGGCCACAAGAGGUGUCAAUUACACAGGGCGACCAUAAAGCUACUGUUCUGGGAAAAACCUGUGAGUCUGUUAUCAGAAAGAUGGGACCCAUUACAGCUACCCAAAGUUUGUUUUUGCGGAGAGAUGCUCCGACAACCAAGCAAGCCAAAGACAGGAGAGGUGACCUGUGUUUCACUUACCCGUUAAAUGGAGCUUUUGGAGACAAACGUAAUUGCGUAUAUGUAACGAAACCGCAAGCAGAGGCGGAUCUCUCUACAGAAGUAGCUACACAUCUCAAUUUAGUGGACAGAGAGAAUCCUGCACUGACCCGGCUUGACACACACACUACACACGCAACCCAUACAUGGCACUGCGAGGAGGACUUUCCUCGACUGACUAAGGACAUGGCAGCGGAGGUGAGUCGAGCUUUGGCCCAGAGUGAUCCUAACCUUGUCCUAAGUGCGGCAUUUAAACUACGCAUCACACAGAGGGACCUGAUCACACUGCAGGAGGGCAGCUGGCUUAACGAUGAGGUGAUCAACUUUUAUUUGUCUCUGGUCAUGGAGCAUUGCACUGGUCAAGCAGGGGGACUGAAAGUCUACUCCUUCAGCACAUUUUUCUUCCCUAAGCUGGAUGGUGGAGUUGGGGGGCAGGCUGGAGGCUAUGCAGCCGUGAAGCGCUGGACCAAGGCCGUGGACCUCUUCCUUUACGACCUCAUACUAGUACCGCUGCACCUGGGCAUCCACUGGGCUAUGGCUGUUGUGGAUUUCAAAUCACGGACAGUUAGGUCCUACGACUCUAUGGGCCAGAGACAUGAUGAUGUCUGUAGCCUUUUACUGCGCUACUUGAGGGAGGAGCACAAUACCAAGAAGGGCCGAGACCUUGACAGCUCCAAAUGGACUGUUGGCAGCUUGAGAGCCAGCGAGAUCCCCCAGCAGAAAAAUGGCAGUGACUGUGGGGUUUUCGCCUGUAAAUAUGCCCACUUCAUCUCAAAAGGAAGACCUCUCACCUUCAAACAGUGCCACAUGCCUCUCUUCAGGAAGUUGAUGAUGUGGGAAAUUCUCAACCAGAAGCUGCUAUAAAAUAACCCCAUAAUCUAUCAACCACUGAAAAACAUGAACCUUCUAAAUGGGGGUGUCCAGUAUUAUAUGACAGUAACAAAACAAGCAAAGCCACAAGCGGGACUUCAAUUUCUAACUCACUCUUCAUUUAGACCUUUAAAAGCCUCCCCAAUUGUGUGUUUUCAUCUUUGAGGGUCUUAAUCACAUCUGGUAAUAAUCUGAGUUAUAAUUAGAUGAGUUACUCAGAUGUAAGAAUAUUAUGUCUUAAGUAGGCUUUGGCACUCUACCGUUAUUAUUUUGUAUGUUCCUCUUUGAAUUUUUUUUCCUUAUUGUGGAAAUAGCACCUGAAGUGCCUUCAGUGGAUGAUUCCCCUUACACUAGAGAACUGUAAAUGCAUUAUUUAUUUUAGGAAGCUGCUAUGUAGCUUAUGACUCAAUUUGUCUUGAGUUUAGUUUUGUCCAAAUCCGACACUCUCGAGUUAAGCUCAGUUCAAUCAUAUUUGGUAAUACACCUUUGUUCAUCCAAUUGUUGAAUGGUUAACAUGCCUACUCUCUUUUUUUUUUCGUGAAGUUAUUUAUCAGUCAAUAAAUAGGGCCAAAUAAUGGAACAGAUAUUUCCUUGCUGCUGAUAGUUAAAAUGCCUACUAUCAUUUUUUUCGUGAAGUUAUUUAUCAGUUGAUAAAUAGGGCCAAAUAAUGGAACAGUUGUUUCUUUGCUGGAAACGGUCAUCAACAAAGAAAAGCCUCGUUUGGACAUUUGUUCAUAGACAGUUGUACAUUUUACAAUUAUUUGUACGGGAGUGCUUUGGAUAUGUGGAUUUGUUUUCUGUGUUAUGGAACACGAAUUGUGCUUUGCUUUUUUCCAGAAUGAAUAAAAUUCUGAUGGGCGGUAAAAUCAGUGAUCAAGACUGCACAACAUUACUUUGAGGCUACUACAUUUAGCCACAAAAUAACUUUGUUUUGGAAAAGUUCUAUAAAUAAAUGUUUCAAAGUGCUUGACAAAGAAAUAAAACCAGAUAAGGGAAAAAGAAUAAGACCAAAUAAGAGUAAAAAUAAAAACAGCAUGAAUAGAAAUAUCAAACCCCAGGCCGUCCCAGGUCCUGUGUGGAGCUUGCAUGUUCUCCCGUGUCUGCGUGGGUUUCCUCCCACCAUCAAAAAGACGUGCAUGUUAGGGUUAAUUCUCCUGCCUGUGCCCCUGACCAAGGCAAUGGAAAGAACUGGAGUUGGUCCCGAGGUGCUGCAGCUGUCCACUGCUCCUAUACAAUAGGAUGGGUUAAAUGCAGAGAACACGUUCAUUGGUGUAAGUAACCUUUGAGUUAUGUUAUUUUUGAUAAGUGCCCUUUUUUGUGCUCAUGCGUAUUUGUUUAUGAUGGCAUCAUAUUUCUUAAAAUGCACUUUUGAUGGUUCAAUUAGACUGCCUGAUGCUCAUGCACAGUUGUGAAGCCAGAAAGAGGAGAAUCAGCAAAAAGGAAAUGGAUAAACUGGGAAAAGGUUUUCGAAUACCGGUGGACGAAAAUAAUCACCGACAAAGUGUUGGAGGGCUUUCGAAAGAGUGUAUUUAAUAUUGUUUAGCACCCGGCUGAUGGGGGCACAAGCUCUUACGGUGUGUUUGUGAAGACUAUAUUAAUAAAGCAAAUCUUUAUAAACCAUCAGUUUAAGACUAUGACCAUCAAUCAGCUGGGAAUGCUACAGUAAGAAUACAAUGUCAAAUAAA
Messenger RNA from Lampris incognitus (smalleye Pacific opah), 3690 nucleotides. RefSeq names its product SUMO specific peptidase 2 (gene senp2). NCBI's taxonomy places the organism in Eukaryota, Metazoa, Chordata, Actinopteri, Lampriformes, Lampridae. The transcript is spliced from 17 exons. Gene Ontology annotation, cellular component: nucleus. The record is from RefSeq and is a predicted model, not a curated record. Gene Ontology annotation, biological process: protein desumoylation. Gene Ontology annotation, molecular function: deSUMOylase activity. The coding region runs from base 173 to 1999 and encodes 608 amino acids.